UUUUUUUUUCCCCCUCUCUCUCCAGCUCACUCUUCGUUGGCAGUUUCCUGGGAUCUCUCACAAUGUACGCAGUCGAAGUAGUGAAGCCGCCACUUACCACAACUACGAGACUGUCCGCGUCAAAUACUUCAGCCUUCCUGCUAAGUCGCCUUCGACUGGCCCGUCACUAGACAGAUCCGAGUGGCCGCGGGCUUACCUGUUCACGAUCUUUUUGUUCAUUUUGCAGCUCUGUCUCUUUUCUGCGCCACAGAGACUCUCGAUGUCUACGAGUGGGAGUCUGGGUGCCGUUGCCGACGGGCCAUUUCAGCAAUUGCGAGCCUUCACGCCAACGCCCGACCUCGAUGAUGAUAAGCUCGAGAAUACCUCCAAAACCGAAUGCGAACUCCUCAUCCGCCAGCAAUGGAGGGGACAGAACAAGGAGCAUGUUGAAGAGCAACGACAAAACCGAAUUCAAGAGCCGCAGUACUGGAAACGGGAAAUAGGGUGCAGGAUAGAUAUCCUUACUAAAGAAAUACCGAGCGCUAAGCUACUACAACUGCGCCAAACGGCAGAAAUGCUGGGUAAAAUCCUAUUGCGCCUGGGGGUAUCGCUCGAAGAGAUAGAAAAUGCGCGACAGCAAAUACCUGAGUCGGACACAGCUUUUUGGGAUGCAAGUCUCGCCUUCGAGCAAGGCCUCAAAGAAGAGAACCAGAGAUCGUACCAGAGCAACGAAGAAGACUUGCGGCCUGCGCAAUCUACAGGCAUUUUACCGCCUACCGAGCCACCGCACGUUCUCGCGCCACCUUCCAACAACAGCUGCUCUCCGUCGACUAGGGGAGUUCAGGGUGCCAGAGUGCAGAAGCCUCCCCAGAACAAGAACCGGACACGAAAGGGGCUAAGAAGAAGGGCGACGAAGCAAUUUUCCCCGCCGAGGGAGGGCACAGCCUCGCAUAGGCAUGCAAGGAACAAAAGUGCGACCGACAAAAUGCAAAAAUCGACACGAACUACACAAAAACAGCUAGCCAUCACCAGGGAAUACGGCGGAAGUAACCGUGCAACAUGACAAAUGUGUAUCAAGCGUUGCCGAUAGGAUCUACGCAGGGCGUGCCCGAGAAUGUUUGAGGUGGCGCUGACUGGGGCCCCAGAGCCAGAGAAACCGCGUCGUGCGCCCCAUGUCCCGACACGCAGGGAGGUGCGGGCUUGGCAGUCGGGGGUUGCCCUUGCGCCCAGGGCUGUGCGCCCUGUCAUUGGUCACAUACACCCACCCUCUCAUUUAUGGCCCCACGCCUCUCCCCUUGGCUGGCUGUCCAACCCCUCCACCUUUCUCCAGCCCUGGUGUACAGCAGUCAUUGCUCCUGUAAACCAUGGCUUCCAGUCGUUUGGAUUGACCAGUUUACAGUGAAUUCGCAACCAUCUCACGACUAGUUUGCAAUUAUUUCACAUCCUUCCUUCUCGGUCGCCCCGCGCCCUUCCUUGCAGGUCUCCUUGGCGAGGACAAAGAUGACCAUGGAAUCGUCUGCACACACUGGUCUCGGUGAUAUCGCGCUGCUCGUCGGUGGCAUUGAGGGCGGAUCCGCACAAGACUUCAUUAAUCUGAAUGAGGAGCUCAUCUGGACGCGGCCCCCGCCCCGUGCCCACGACUUGGCAAAUGGCUGGAUUGACGACGAGCAGCCGGAACCAUGGCGCGGGCAGAUGCGUGCCGACAUCAAGCUCGAUGGUCCUAUAUUGGCCCUUUCCUUCCUCAAGUUACCGAGGCGGACGUUCGGCUGGCAUCUCGGCGCUAUGUCAGAGACAACGCAUACUGACGAGAAGCCCCGCGACAUACUGUGUCCCCGCAACACUGAGAGUGGCAUCAGCAGUUCCACGUGUUUCUUCGACUAUACAACUGGCCCUAAAGGCGAGUUUGUCCCAAGGAUGAUACCCCUACUUCACCGAUCCUUCAUCCGCAUCCAAAUGGGGCCGUUCGAUCUCCGGCAGCGCUACCACCAGGAAUUGGUUCUCACCGAGCCGGUCAAGAUACUUUUUCCUACGCUCAGAUUUUGGCUAUGGAUACCUACGCUCAACAAGGACGAAGAAAAGGUGUUCAAGUCCAACGUCAGGGACUUUUGUCGUCGAACGAAUUGCCUGGAUCAGGAAUACUUCCCUGGCAUUGCGGCAUCGACCGGCGGUUCCAGCCUAGCCCCAACACCCAUGUUCGACCGCUUGACACGAAUAGGCCGGUCCGGCGCGAUAUACAAAGCGUUUGGCAAAAUUAUCUCAAAAGGUGGCUACAGGACAGUGUUUCGUGUCCAAGUGAUCAAGAAUCCUCACUUCGGUGAGUUUCAGGAUGACGAAGAUGUCGCCGGCCCAGACGAGCCGAUGCUAGUCGCAAAGGAGAUUUAUCAAAAGGGGGACGGCAGCCAGCUCGCAAAGAAGGAGUUCAGAGAAAUGCAGGAAAAUGAAUGGAAGACCGUAAUGCACAACCCGCACCCUAACGUCAAUGCAAUCGUCGACAUAGCCUACGUGCCCGAAACCGAUGACCCCCCGUGGGUCAUCGAGGAAUAUCAGCCCUACUGUCUCGGCCAAAGAGAAAAGUUACCCAUGGAUGUGGACAAGGUGGAAAUGGCCUCGCAACUACUCAGCGGCCUAAAGCACUAUCAUGAAAGCGGCAUCAUGCAUCGCGACGUCAAGCCUAAAAACGUCCUAAUGCGGCUUGUCAAGUGCUCUAACCAUGGGUGCUCUGACGAUAGGUGCUCUGACGAUGAGUGCGCUGGCCAUCAGUACCGAUGGGAUUAUAAAUUCACCGAUAAUGGCGCUGUGAGGUCCACUCACCGCCGCGUGGAGGGGUUGGCGGGGACCCCCUUUUUCUGCGCGCCUGAAGUCCUGGAUAAGAAGCCUUAUGGUGCCAAAGCCGACAUCUUCUCCCUCGGUGUCCUAUUUUUGGAGCACUUUGUGGGUCACGACCGGUCCCGCGACACACCUUUCAAAGACACGGAGUAUCCGAAAUCGUCUUUCCAGGUACAGCAAUGGAUGCAACUUGUUGAUCCACUUAUUGAGAGGAACUGCGAUCCGGAGUACCGGCCCCUCCUCAGAGGCAUGCUCUUGCGGGACCCCCUGAAACGGUGGAGCGCGAAUAAAUGCCUGGCGUUCCUGAACCUGGACCCAAGCGAGAAGCCUGAGCAAACUAUCUUGAUCGGUCCGACGUUGCCCUGGACAACACAACCUUUUACAGAGGAGGUAAAGGCUGGUCUGAAGAGAAAGCUUGCCGAGUUCGAGCACAAUGGGGAGUGUGGUCACGUGGGACCCGACGGGGUGGAGUCCGAUAAUGCGAGCACAAUCGUCGAGACAUGUCCGGCCCUGCUUAUGCAAGGCUCUGGACAAAUGGUUUCUUCCUUGGACAACGACCUUGCAAACCUGGGCGGCAUUUGCGAAGUUGACAUAAAUAGCGUCAUCGAAGGCUCGGAGAAUGGUACCUUCAUCACGGCCCCGGAGGAAUUCUUGGUGGAGGACGCGCCGGCGACGCCCAAAGCCUCUUGCGCGGCGCAGAUGCCUAACACUCCAUGCCAAGACGCCGCGGGGGGAAACGGACUAGCUUCAGUGCCCUGUACACCACUUGCUGAUGACGACGCGACGCGCCUAGCCGUCGGGCGAGUGGCAAACCAGCAGGAAGCUUACGACUUCACCGACUGCCAUAACGAGUGGGACUGGGGCGAUGGGAGGCAACCCAUGAUACGCUUCACGCGGACCAUAGCCCAAUCAUACAGGCACAAUCGAUAUCCGCCCCCGUGGGCUUCUCGUGUUUCCCAAUAUACCAACGUUGCCACUACAUGCCCGCCCAAGAAGGAGUCCGCGGGUGUGUUAACCCUUGGGAUUUACGACUUCGACAAGGUGAUGCGAAAUCCGAUUGCCUCCCAAAGAGAAACAAAGCCGUUGAUCAGUCCGCCGGUGCAGACCAGGGACAACCGUUUGAACACAUCCAGAAGUCCUCAGCCGCCGCCCGAUGCAGAACACGGAGACACGAGCGCCUCACGCCCGUUAGAGCCUGCGGCUGAGAAUGCUCGGCAGCUUUCACCUUCACAGCAGCGCACAAAGACCACGCGGCAGGUAAUCUUGAGCGCAGAGGGCGGUUUGCCUACGACAGCGAAAGUGUCGGACAGCAAAGCGCAGGAAAGUCCGCUACCAGACGCUAUGCUGCCAAAGGACUGCGUGCCCCCGGAAGCGUCGCUGGUCAACGAGGCCGAUACAGAGGUUGUGACCCGGGUUGAUGAUGGAGGGAGGCACCUAGAAGGGUCGCCAGCCAGUGGCAGAAGAACCGAUUCAGAGGCGCCGACCGACCUCGAUUGUGAAGAGAGGCAGCCUGAAGCGCCGCCGGUCAGCGGCAGCAGGGCCAAUACCAAGGCGUUGCCUGAAAUCGAUCACGGAGACACGGAGCUGAAUGUGCUAGACGGCCGUUUUGGGCCGCUUCUUCCUAUUCCCGAUGCGCGUAAAAGACAGCAGCACGCUAUCACACGAAUGGAAGGUGCCAACACCAUGAGGACGACCAGACACACGCGGAAUGCAUUUGGCAACAAGGGGUUCAACUGGGAUAUGGGUUUCGGGGGUCAGGGAAUGGGUGUCAUCCGUUAGGCGAGGAGGAUUUGUACACAAUCGGUUCACGACAUACCAAAAGGGCACAAUGGAGGCGUUCAUCACCUGGCUGGUUUUGCAUGUAAUCUAUGUAGACAUCCAGUAUUAUUGCGGUCAUCGUCCGACGAGAAGCCCGACCCCGAAGGGAAGGCAGUGACAGGUGGCAGAUCGUUCGGAGCGUGUCGAGUCGAAAGUGGAGGCGGGAGGGACACUGUCGUGGAGGGAAUCUCUCCGUUGUAAAACUGAUCAUGCUGUCGUGCACGUUUUUCUGAGGCCUCGUGUUGUCGCUUUGCUCGUUUUCGCCGCACGUCGACCUGGGCUUUUUCUUCC
This is a messenger RNA of Cladophialophora immunda, 4914 nucleotides long. RefSeq lists its product as uncharacterized. The record is from RefSeq and is a predicted model, not a curated record. Gene Ontology annotation, cellular component: cytoplasm; autophagosome. Gene Ontology annotation, biological process: protein autophosphorylation; autophagy; peptidyl-serine phosphorylation. The coding region runs from base 1480 to 4584 and encodes 1034 amino acids. Gene Ontology annotation, molecular function: protein serine/threonine kinase activity; ATP binding. The transcript has 2 exons. NCBI's taxonomy places the organism in Eukaryota, Fungi, Ascomycota, Eurotiomycetes, Chaetothyriales, Herpotrichiellaceae.